AUGCGGGAGGAAGACCCCAAUAAAGCCGCGUCCCAGACCCGGCAAGCAGUGGUUCUUCAGCGCGUGCCGAGAACGAGGCGGCGGGAGGGGUCCGGAGCGCGGGAGAGGUCCGGAGGGCGGGCUGGAGGCCUGCCUCCCCAACCCCCAACCCCGCUCCCGCCCAGGCCCGGGGCGCUCCCGCCGUCCCCUCCCCCGCGCCCAGCGCGGGUCCUACCGAAACUCGGCGGGCUCGUGGUGUCGAGACGCCCCCCGCGGGGGCCCCGGGCCGAGAGGGAGGGCCCCGGAGCCCCCACCCCCCGCCCCGGCUCCUCAACACAAACUUUCCGUCCCGCUCGCUCCCUCCUCCGCGCCCGGCGCCUCCCGCUCCAGCCCGGCUCAUUCCGCACAUUCCGGCCAGCCCCCUCCCCAAGACCCCCCUUCCCCGGCCCCCCUCUCAGCUCCUUCGGGCCCGGCGGAGCGGCCCGGCCGGAGCGCCCCCCCGAGCUCGGACCAGGCUCCGGCUGCCCAGUGGGCUCAGGCCCAGAGCCCAGAGCAACCAGCACGAUAGCGUCCAGCAGCUGGAAUGCCAGCAGCAGCCCCGGGGAGGCCCGGGAGGACGGGCCCGAGGGCCUGGACAAGGGGCUGGACAACGACGCGGAGGGCGUGUGGAGCCCCGACAUCGAGCAGAGCUUCCAGGAGGCCCUGGCCAUCUACCCGCCCUGCGGCCGCCGCAAAAUCAUCCUGUCAGACGAGGGCAAGAUGUACGGUCGAAAUGAGUUGAUUGCACGCUACAUUAAAUUGAGGACCGGGAAGACUCGGACGAGAAAACAGGUGUCCAGCCACAUACAGGUUCUAGCUCGGAAGAAGGUGCGGGAGUACCAGGUUGGCAUCAAGGCCAUGAACCUGGACCAGGUCUCCAAGGACAAGGCCCUCCAGAGCAUGGCAUCCAUGUCAUCCGCCCAGAUCGUCUCCGCCAGCGUCCUACAGAACAAGUUCAGCCCGCCCUCCCCUCUGCCCCAAGGCGUUUUCUCCACUUCCUCACGGUUCUGGAGCAGCCCCCCUCUCCUGGGACAGCAGCCUGGACCCUCUCAGGACAUCAAGCCCUUUGCACAGCCAGCCUACCCCAUCCAGCCGCCCCUGCCGCCCACGCUCAGCAGUUACGAGCCCCUGACCCCGCUCCCCCCAGCUGCUGCCUCUGUGCCCGUGUGGCAGGACCGCACCAUCGCCUCCUCCCGGCUGCGGCUCCUCGAGUAUUCGGCCUUCAUGGAGGUGCAGCGAGACCCUGACACGUACAGCAAACACCUAUUUGUGCACAUCGGCCAGACGAACCCUGCCUUCUCAGACCCGCCGCUGGAGGCCGUCGACGUGCGUCAGAUCUAUGACAAGUUCCCUGAGAAGAAGGGUGGACUGAAGGAACUCUAUGAGAAGGGACCCCCUAACGCCUUCUUCCUUGUCAAGUUCUGGGCCGACCUCAACAGCACCAUCCAGGAGGGCCCCGGAGCCUUCUAUGGGGUCAGCUCUCAGUAUAGCUCGGCCGAUAGCAUGACCAUCAGCGUCUCCACCAAGGUGUGCUCCUUUGGCAAGCAGGUGGUGGAGAAGGUAGAGACGGAGUACGCCAGGCUGGAGAAUGGGCGCUUCGUGUACCGCAUCCACCGCUCCCCCAUGUGCGAGUACAUGAUCAACUUCAUCCACAAGCUGAAGCACCUGCCGGAGAAGUACAUGAUGAACAGCGUCCUGGAGAACUUCACCAUCCUGCAGGUGGUCACGAGCCGGGACUCCCAGGAGACCCUGCUUGUCAUUGCUUUCGUCUUUGAAGUCUCCACCAGCGAGCACGGGGCCCAGCACCAUGUCUACAAGCUCGUCAAAGACUAGGCCACCGUCGGCCCCCAGCACCAGGAUCCAGGACAAGCAUCUUUUCCACACACCUGCCUGGCCCCCCCCGCUCUGGAGGUCUGGAUUGAGGACUCAUCCGCCUACCAGGCCUCAGGCCCUGGGCCCAGGAGGCCUCCCCACCUACCCCCCAGCACACACACUCCCUGCCACUGUUCUGCGCUUUAACUGUGGGAGAAGAGAGGAGGGCUCUGUGGUGGGGCAGCCUGCCCCGGACGCUGAACCAUCACCCAGCUCUGC
Callorhinus ursinus (northern fur seal) is the source of this 2109-nucleotide messenger RNA. The record is from RefSeq and is a predicted model, not a curated record. NCBI's taxonomy places the organism in Eukaryota, Metazoa, Chordata, Mammalia, Carnivora, Otariidae.